Molecule: messenger RNA, 1287 nt
Organism: Thermochaetoides thermophila DSM 1495
Lineage: Eukaryota; Fungi; Ascomycota; Sordariomycetes; Sordariales; Chaetomiaceae
Product: mitochondrial glutaryl-CoA dehydrogenase-like protein
Exons: 3
Coding region: 1-1287 (428 amino acids)
Biological process (GO): fatty acid beta-oxidation using acyl-CoA dehydrogenase; fatty-acyl-CoA biosynthetic process
Cellular component (GO): mitochondrial inner membrane
Molecular function (GO): fatty-acyl-CoA binding; glutaryl-CoA dehydrogenase activity; flavin adenine dinucleotide binding
Source: RefSeq, a predicted model, not a curated record
AUGUCGAGGCUUCUCUGCAGACACUUCCCUCGCCGGGCCCUUCUUGCCCGCCCGGCUUACAGCGCUCGGAGCUAUGCUUCCUCUGCUUCGGCGGCUCCCCAGUUCAACUGGGAAGACCCAUUGAAUGCAAAGAAUUUGCUCACGGAGGAGGAACUGGCCAUCUCUGAGAUGGCUGAGCGCUACUGUCAGGAGCAUCUGGCACCGCGAGUCCUGCAGGCCUAUCGGGAUGAGCACUAUGAUCCCAAGAUUUUGCAAGAGAUGGGCGAACUGGGCCUUCUCGGUGCUACUAUCAAGGGAUAUGGUUGUGCCGGUGUAUCGACCGUUGCCAGUGCCCUGAUUACCCGCGCCGUCGAGCGCGUGGACAGCGGCUACCGCAGCGGCAUGUCUGUUCAGUCCUCCCUGGUGAUGGGUGCCAUCCAUGACUUUGGCACUGAGGAGCUGAAGGAGAAGUAUCUCCCUCAGCUAGCCAAGGGAAAGAUCAUUGGCGCCUUUGGCCUUACCGAGCCCAACCACGGUAGUGAUCCGGGCUCUAUGGAGACGACUGCCCGCGAGCAUCCCACCAAGCAGGGCUACUACCUCCUCAAGGGAUCCAAGACUUGGAUCACGAACUCACCCAUCGCGGAUGUUCUCGUCGUCUGGGCCAGACUGCAGGAGACCGGCAAGAUCCGGGGCUUCCUCGUUGACAGGAGCAUGUGCCCUCCAGGCGCCCUCGAGACCCCUGCCAUCAAGAACAAGACUGGCCUGCGCGCCUCAAUCACGGGCAUGAUUCAUCUGGAGGACUGCCCCGUCCCCAAGGAGCACAUGUUCCCUGACGUCGAGGGCCUCAAGGGACCCUUCACCUGCCUAAACAGUGCCAGAUAUGGCAUCGCCCUCGGUGUCAUGGGCGCUCUCGAGGACUGUAUUGCUCGGGCCCGCACGUACGCCCUCGAGCGCAGGCAGUUCAAGGGCAACCCUCUGGCCAAGUACCAGCUCGUGCAGAAGAAAUUGGCUGAUGCCACGACGGAUGCUGCUUACGGUGUUCUUGCGGCCAUCCAGGUCGGCCGGCUCAAGGACGAAGGCAAGGCCACGCCUGAGAUGAUUAGCAUGAUCAAGCGGCAGAACUGCGACCGAGCUUUGUGGAAUGCGCGCGUGCUUCAGGAGAUCUUUGGCGGCAAUGCCGUUAGCGAUGAGUAUCAUAUUGGACGCCAUGUGGCCAACCUUUAUGUUACGCAGACUUAUGAGGGGCAGAGUGAUAUCCAUACUCUUAUCCUGGGCAGAGCCAUUACUGGUAUUCAGGCUUUUGUCUAA